CUUAAUCCUCUCGUUAACCAUAAAGUUCAUCAGAACUCCAAUCAAAUUCAAAAACUAGAUCGAUUGAUCAAAAUCUUGAACUGUACAAUGCAAAGAUCAAAUCAAUGAAACUAUACAUUUCAAGAAAUUCAAUGGAGGUAAGUAUACUACAAGGAGGUUUAUGCAAUUUAUCAGAAGUUGUACACUUGUCAAUUUCAUGUUUUUAACUAUUCAAACAAGAAUCCAACCAACUUUCUUACGGCACUCAUCACUUGAUCACAUCCUCUUUUUUAUAUCUCUCCUCUUUCUCUCUCUCAUCGAUUCGAUCACAGCACUGAUAUGGCAAGCCUGUGGCGGGCGGCGAUGGGCUCGGCCCAAUCAAGUGAAAACUACGAUGGAGUUGAGUUCUGGGUCAACCCGGAACGGUGCGGUUGGCUGAUGAAGCAAGGCGAGUACAUCAAGACUUGGCGACGCCGCUGGUUCGUGUUGAAACAGGGGAAGCUCUUCUGGUUUAAGGAAUCCGACGUCAAUCGCGAUUCCAAGCCACGUGGGGUGAUCCCGGUGGCCAAUUGCCUCACAGUUAAGGGCGCCGAGGACGUACUAAAUCGGCAAUUUGCUUUUGAAUUGUCCACUAGGUCAGAGACCAUGUACUUUAUAGCAGAUUCGGAGAAGGAAAAGGAGGAUUGGAUUAACUCAAUUGGGCGUUCUAUUGUGCAGCACUCCAGAUCGGUCACUGAUAAUGAGAUUCUCGAUUAUGAUAGCCGGAAAUGCUGA
Molecule: messenger RNA, 753 nt
Organism: Olea europaea var. sylvestris
Lineage: Eukaryota; Viridiplantae; Streptophyta; Magnoliopsida; Lamiales; Oleaceae
Product: pleckstrin homology domain-containing protein 1-like
Exons: 1
Coding region: 319-753 (144 amino acids)
Source: RefSeq, a predicted model, not a curated record